Molecule: messenger RNA, 502 nt
Organism: Andrographis paniculata
Lineage: Eukaryota; Viridiplantae; Streptophyta; Magnoliopsida; Lamiales; Acanthaceae
Product: egg cell-secreted protein 1.4-like
Exons: 1
Coding region: 29-502 (157 amino acids)
Biological process (GO): double fertilization forming a zygote and endosperm
Source: RefSeq, a predicted model, not a curated record
AUAUCUCUACCUUCAAUAUAUAUAUAAGAUGUGUGUGUGUGAUCAAUCGAUCAUCAUCGUAUUGCACAUUUCUACAAUGGCCUACAGUCGCCUUCAUUGCGAGCUUCAAGCAAUCCUGGUGGCCACUUUUCUGGCAUCAUCCGCCAUGAUCGUAUCUGGUGCAGGUCGAAUCGUAGAAGACGACAAUGGCGUGAGCCUGAUGUCACGGCUGAAGGUAGACGAAGCUGGGAAGGCGAGUUCAUGCUGGGAUGCACUGUUCCAAAUCCAAGCUUGCAGUGGCGAAGUGGUGCUGUUUUUCAUGAACGGGGAGACUCGCCUGGGGGCAGGCUGCUGCAGCGCCAUCGUCACCAUAGAACACCAAUGCUGGCCCUCCAUUCUCGGAGCCAUCGGCAUCACCCCUGAGGAAAGUGACAUUCUCAGAGGCUACUGUGACGCCACCGCCACUGCCGCCGCGCCGCCGCCGGACUCUCCCUGCAUUCCGAUCACACGUCGUUUAAUUUAA